CUCACUCUCUUAUGAGUCGAUCUUGAUUCGUCUGCGAUUCGAUCUUCAAUCGCACUGAAGUCAUCUCAUUUUUUUAUUAAUUUCAUUUUUUACGAUCUUUUUUUUGUUCGUUUUCUUAGUGAAAAUUUAGAUUAGUUUUUGUGAAUUUCGAUUUUUGAUUUUUCCUGAAUAUUUUUAGAGGAUUUUAACGGAUAGUGGAGAGUGGUGACUGUUUUGUAAGCUGCUGUUUGGCUGCUGAGAAGUUACCAUGGAAAAAUGUGGAGACCGCUCUUUCGAUUAGCUCAACUGAACUGACCUGAAUAGUAGUGCUAUAAUCACUUUACCAUCUUCUCAAAUCAGGAUUUUGUCUACUUAAACUCAAGACGUUGAAAGGCUGCUUCUCAAUAAGGAAUGAUUUUUUGCAUGGGCUAUUGACACUUAUGCAAUGUCGGGGUUAAUUAAUUCUUCUAUCAAUGGAUCAGCAUCGAACCUUCCAGACAGUAGCGGACGAUCUUUUGCAACAUCUUUCUCUGGUCAGUCUGGCACUAUUCAGGGCCUGCAUGGUAUUCAUGGUAGCUUUAAUGUUCCCAACAUGCCUGGUACUCUCACAUCAAGAAACUCAACAUUAAGUAAUGUUCCAACUGGUGGGGUUCAACAACCUACUGGGAGCCUUUCUGGUGGAAGAUUUGCAUCAAAUAAUCUACCUGUUGCUCUUUCUCAGUUAUCUCAUGGCAGCUCCCAUGGACAUUCUGGAGUAACCAAUAGAGGAGGUAUUAGUGUUGUAGGAAACCCUGGAUUUAGUAGUAACACAAAUGGAGUUGGUGGUUCUAUACCUGGGAUUCUCCCAGCCUCUGCUGCAAUUGGUAACCGCAAUGCUGUUCCAGGAUUGGGAAUGUCCCCAAUUUUGGGAAAUGCGGGUCCUAGGAUAACGAGUUCUAUGGGAAACAUGGUCGGUGGGGGCAACAUCGGUAGGAGCAUAAGCUCUGGUGGAGGAUUAUCUGUACCUGGUCUUGCAUCUCGUCUGAAUUUAAGUGCCAAUAAUGGAUCUGGAAGUUUAAGUGUGCAGGGACAGAAUAGGUUGAUUAGUAGUGUGCUUCCUCAAGGAUCUUCUCAGGUAAUUUCAAUGUUGGGCAGUUCUUAUCCUACUGCUGGGGGUCCACUUUCCCAGAGCCAUGUUCAAGCUGUGAACAAUCUUAGCUCUAUGGGAAUGUUGAAUGAUGUGAACUCAAAUGACAAUUCCCCUUUUGACAUAAAUAAUGAUUUCCCUCAGUUGACAAGUCGUCCUAGUUCUGCUGGAGGACCUCAAGGACAAUUGGGUUCACUACGAAAACAAGGUCUUAGUCCCAUUGUUCAACAAAAUCAAGAGUUCAGCAUUCAAAAUGAAGAUUUCCCUGCUUUACCAGGAUUUAAAGGUGGUAAUGCUGAUUAUGCAAUGGAUUUGCACCAGAAAGAACAACUUCAUGACAAUACUAUGUCAAUGAUGCAAUCUCAGCACUUCUCUAUGGGGAGAUCUGCAGGAUUUAACUUGGUUGGAUCCUAUUCAUCUCAUCGCCCACAACAGCAACAGCAGCAUGCUCCUUCAGCCAGUAGUAGUGGGGUCUCCUUUUCAUCUGUAAACAACCAAGAUCUCCUCCAUUUACAUGGAUCAGAUAUCUUCCCAUCCUCACAUUCGAGCUACCACUCACAGACCAGCGGACCACCUGGGAUUGGACUAAGACCUCUAAAUUCCUCAAAUACGGUUUCUGGUAUGGGUUAUGACCAGCUCAUCCAGCAAUAUCAGCAGCAUCAAAACCAUCCUCAGUUUCGUCUGCAACAGAUAUCAGCUGUCAAUCAGUCAUUUAGGGAACCAGGCAUGAAAUCAAUGCAGGCUGCACAGUCGAAUACAGACCCAUUUGGAUUACUUGGUUUGCAAAGUGUAAUAAGGAUGAGUAAUCCUGAUCUGACUUCCCUUGCUCUUGGAAUUGAUUUGACAACACUUGGGUUAAAUUUGAAUUCAUCAGAAAAUCUUCACAAGACUUUCGGCUCUCCAUGGUCUGAUGAAUCGGCUAAGGGUGACCCAGAGUUCACUGUGCCACAAUGUUAUUAUGCUAAGCAACCACCUGCUUUACAUCAAGGUUAUUUUUCGAAGUUUACAGUUGACACAUUGUUCUAUAUAUUUUACAGCAUGCCAAAAGACGAAGCUCAAUUAUAUGCUGCAAAUGAACUUUGUAAUAGAGGCUGGUUUUACCACAAGGAGCACCGAUUGUGGUUCAUAAGGGUUCCCAAUGUUGAGCCACUAGUUAAGACAAGCACAUAUGAGAGGGGUUCUUAUCACUGUUUUGAUCCGAACUCAUUUGAAACAAUCCGCAAGGAUAAUUUUGUUGUCCAUUACGAGUUGUUGGAAAAGAGACCAGCUUUACCUCAACAUUAACAAGUUUCUUCUCAUUUACAAUGUAAAGCUCAAGUAUGUAACUCAUUCAUUAGAACAUCAGUUUGCAGCAUUAGUGUUUUUCGGAUUUAGCAAUUUUCAGCAUCUCUAUUAAUCUUUUUUGUUUUUUCAAUAAGUAGCCAUUGAGCCACUUUUCUCAUCUAUAGCAAUUUGAAGAUGGUGACUCUGUCAUUCUAGCCAGCCAUUCAAGCCUACCUUUCACCUAACAGACCAAAUAGGGAAAAAAACAAAAAUAUAACUGUAAUAACAGAUCUUCCUCCAUUUUCCCAAUUUUACUAAAGUAAAUACUAGGAAAAUAAAGCUGUCAUAGUCCCAAAGCGAGGCUCCAAGGCAGAUGCCACCAACUCAAAAGCCAAAAUGUAACUGUGCAGCCAGCUUAGCUAAUGCAAUUUGACUGCAUUCCAGCCGCCUCUCAUUCAUUUCUUCAGCUACGGAAUCCCAAAAGAUUGUGAUAUUAUUUCUCCUUGAAUUGAGAUAAGCUCUGGAGCCUCUGAAACUAUAUGUCGAGUGUCACAAAUCAUAUUAACUUGUAAAGUAUUAUUUAUUUUAAUUUUAUUAGAUAUCACGAAUAUGUCACAAUUUAAGUGUCACAAUUUAAAGGUGGUGUAAACUUUUAUAUUUCAAGAUUAAUUUUAAUAUAAAGCUGAGUUUAUUGUUUUU
Durio zibethinus is the source of this 3067-nucleotide messenger RNA. Its product is annotated as putative NOT transcription complex subunit VIP2. The record is from RefSeq and is a predicted model, not a curated record. Gene Ontology annotation, cellular component: CCR4-NOT core complex. Lineage: Eukaryota; Viridiplantae; Streptophyta; Magnoliopsida; Malvales; Malvaceae. Gene Ontology annotation, biological process: regulation of DNA-templated transcription.